AUGACGGUGACGGGCAUUUUACCAACAUAUCAACGAUUCGUGAAUGGUGUUCCAGUGCCGUUUUCGAGACGUUCUUUUAGGCCUAGAGAAAAAUAUGUAGUAUUUUUAGUGUUCGUAACAUUCGGUUUAGUAUGUUUUGGUACAUUUUUUUUCCUUCCCGAGUUUAGGACCGGCGGUACGGCCGAAAGUGUUUACAAAGUGUACGACACGAUAAAAAGAGCUGGACCGGAGCUCCUCAUUCCUCCACCACCCCUAGAAGAUAUUAAGGAAUCUCCUAAGCUCCUGAGGCACGAAGAAGACUUUAGGGAAGACCCUCAUCUUAUCGGUGAUAGAGCUAAACUCAAAGCGAAAAUAGAGCAGGACGGUGAAUUGAAGGUAUUAGAAAGACCUGAUUUUGGUAAACCUAAGACUUCUUCUACGACAAAACAAGGUAAUUUUGAGGUGGUUAAGGGAAUUGAAGAAUUUAAAGAUUAUGUUACUGUUCCUCCAGCUGUGAGUGGUAGCUAUCCCUUGAUAACUGGGGGUGAAGAUGAAAAUGCUGUUGCCAGAGAACGGCGAGAUAAAAUCAAAGAGAUGACAAAACAUGCCUGGGAUAACUACGUGAGGUACGCCUGGGGCAAAAACGAACUGAAACCCGUAAGCAAAAGAGGUCACACCGGCAGUAUAUUUGGUUCGAUGCCUUUGGGCGCAACUAUCCUGGAUGGUUUGGAUACUCUGUACAUUAUGGGCUUGAAGGAGGAGUUCAAACAAGCUCGGGAUUGGUUAGCGAACGAAUUUGAGAUUGAACAAACGGCUUCGGACGUGUCUGUUUUCGAAGUAAACAUCAGAUUCGUGGGCGGUUUGCUGGCGUGCUUCGCUCUCACCGGCGAUACCCUCUUCCGUGACAAGGCCCAGCAAAUUGCCGACAAAUUAUUGCCAGCUUUCGACACCCCCACUGGUAUACCGAACGCUCUCGUCAACUUCAAGACAGGGACUAGUAAAAACUAUGGCUGGGCUAGUGGCAGUUCAAGCAUACUGUCCGAAUUUGGUACACUUCAUCUGGAAAUGGCCUACCUUAGCGACGUGACUGGAAAACCUAUUUAUCGUGCCAAAGUUGACCACGUCAGAAAAGUUCUUCAAGAAUUAGAAAAGCCUAACGGAUUGUAUCCCAACUAUCUUAAUCCGAAAACUGGAAAAUGGGGACAACACCAUAUGUCAAUAGGCGCUUUAGGUGACAGCUUUUAUGAAUACUUAUUGAAAGCGUGGUUGCAAUCAAACAAAGAAGAUAACGAAGCCAGACAGAUGUUCGACGAUUCCAUGACGUCCAUUUUCCAACACAUGCUGAAAACUUCUCCAAAUGGACUCAUGUACUUUGCAGAAUUGAAAUUUGACAGGCCCGAACACAAGAUGGACCAUCUCGCAUGUUUCUCUGGUGGUUUGUUAGGGUUAGCUUCUAAAACUCUGAAUAACGAAGUAUCAAGCAAGUACAUGAAAGUUGCGGGAGAGAUCACGCGCACCUGUCACGAAUCCUACGACAGGACACCAACCAAAUUGGGCCCAGAAUCGUUCAGAUUUACCGAAGGCUCGGAAGCUAGAGCGCUAAAGACCUCAGAAAAGUACUAUAUCCUGAGACCCGAAGUAAUAGAAACGUACUUCUACAUGUGGAGAUUGACCAAAGAUAACAAAUACAGAGAGUGGGGUUGGGAGGCUGCUCAGGCGUUGGAGAAGCACUGCAGGGUGGCCGGAGGGUACACGGGGUUGAAAAACGUUUAUGCGGAUGAUCCCCAACAAGAUGACGUCCAACAGAGUUUCUUCCUGGCAGAAACUUUGAAGUAUCUCUACCUGCUAUUCUCUGACGACAGCUUGGUCUCCUUGGACGAAUGGGUGUUCAACACGGAGGCUCACCCGUUACCCAUCAAGGGCGUCAAUCCGUUUUACAGGGAGUCCACCCAUUAA
Molecule: messenger RNA, 1935 nt
Organism: Psylliodes chrysocephalus
Lineage: Eukaryota; Metazoa; Arthropoda; Insecta; Coleoptera; Chrysomelidae
Source: the annotation of a GenBank genome assembly